CUAAGGAACGAACCGGUAGAGUAGUACCCAAAACCCGAAUAGAAUCGAAGAACCGACUCUCAGAAGUUACAGAGCUUUCUCUCUCAGACCCAAAUUUUCAUAAACCCUAACCCCCGUCGCUCCCCAAAAUCGUAGCUUCCCUACAAAACCCGCAUUGCGAAACCCUAAUUCGUCGCUCUCUUCGGCAAUGACGAAGGCGUACGGAACAGGCGCGUACGAUUUCAAGCGCCACCAUGUUACCGAGUACCCGGUGGAGCUGAACCACCAGCUUGGAGAGAAGCCGGUGGAGGCUAAACCCGGCGCGGCGCUGCCGAGCUCGAUAACGCGGUCGGAGAUUCAGAGGGACCAGCUCACUAUGAUUGCCGCUGCCAAUUGGUCCAAAGCCAGCGGGGAAGAAGGCGUUCGACGCGGAGCUGGUGAAGAAGAUUUACUGUGGAAUAUGGUACUUGAGGCCACUUGUUGCUGAUGUUGCUGUUGUUCCGAAAUGCCACUUGAGUGCUUUGUAUAUACAUGAAAAGGGAAAGCUCUUUACCCAACUUGUUGACUUGCUGCAGUUUUAUGAAGGAUUUGAGAUUAAUGAUAAUUUUGGGAAACAAUUGACGGAUCAUGAAGUGCUCCAAUCUCAUUAUGAUCGCGUACAAUCUUUUCAGCUGCUUGCUUUUACAAAGAUUCCUAAGUUGCAACAGCUUGCAUUGGUUCAAUUGACAACCGAAAUGAUCUCUCUAAAAGAUUGUCUGUACUUUCUCCUGAAGAAUUGAAGGAUUUGGUUUGUUCAAAGAUUCUAAUGAACGUCAAGAAAGCAAACUUCAACUAAUGAAUCGAAGAAAACAUUGAAUACAAUACAGAGCAUUGUAUGAAAGUAAAACUGAAAACAGAGAGACGGGUGAGAGAAAAGGUGAAGCGGAAGUGAUAUGGUGGACGCGACUUAAGGAGGGGAGAAAAAGAGAUAAAAACAAGGACAGGAAGAGAGGGGUUAGGUGUACAAGUAAGUAUAUGAUGCUUAGCCUUAUGAUGGCAGGAAAGCUGAAGCCAACUGUUAUGCAACAAUCAGUAUUUGGGGGCCUUCUUCUGGAUUAUCACAAGUUCAUAGUGAUUAUAGGGGCAACAACUACUAGUACACGUUUUGGAAAGCUGUUAGGAAUGGAAAGCUCAAGAAUCUUUGUCUUCCCUUCUCGUUCUGGUUUGAUUUCAAGUUGAUUAGAGUAGUGCCUGAACAGAAGAUUGUCACUAUUUUCAGAAUAUGGUGGCGUUUUGCUUGAUCUUGAUACAAAGUUCAUCUUCAUGUAUCAUUUAAUCUAUUUAUUUCUGUUGUAAAGAAAUAUUACUUGGUUCAUGUAGAAACAUAUAUUAAGUAUUGAGACUUGAUCUGGGAUCCAACCAAUCUCUGUCCCCUUGGGGCUUGGGCUACAGAUAAGAUAUAAUUAAUCUGCAAAACAGUAAAGGGGUCUGGGUGUACACAUGCUUCUUAUCUACAGAUAAGAUAUGUGGCCCACAUGCUUCUUGUCCAUCUUUGCUUCAUUGGCUUUGCUGCAUUAUUGAUGAUGUUGGGAGUCUUAAAAGUCUAAAAUCAAGUAGGAAAGAUUCCUAGAUUACCCUGUCAUGUACAAUAAUGCAUAAUAUAAUGGUUUGAUCAAGUCUUAAAUGACUGCCGCUGCCUUUCUCUCGUUGUUUUUGUCGUAACAUGACCGAUCGAACACAAAACAACAAGAAUAUGAUGUUUUAAUUGCAAAGCUUGCCAUUCUCUCGUUGUUUUUCUCUCGCUGCCAUUCUUGAAUCUUCAACAUUGCAAAGCUUUCACAAAACAAUUCGAUCUGCACUUGUUUUAAUUGCUUUGCUUGCUCCUCGCUGAAACGAAUAACUAUGGCAGUGGGAGAGAUCUUUCUUGCGGCAUUCGUUCAGUUGCUGCUGGAGAGGUUAACGCCUCAGGAGAUCCUGGGCUACUUUGGAAGCUUGGGAGGAGCUGGCAAAAAGCUGCAGAAAUGGAGAGAGACACUUUCCGCAGUUGCAGCGGUGCUUUCCGAUGCGGAGGAGAAGCAGCUGACGAGCAAGGCAGUGGAUCUGUGGCUGAAUGACCUGAAACACUUGGCUUAUGAUCUGGACGAUCUACUCAACACCUUUUCUAAUGAGAUGUUAGAACGCGAGCAGCUCAAGCUUCACCAAACUGGCACAAGCAAGGUACGAGGCUUCUUUACCAAAGUUCCUCACAAAGUUAAAUUCAACUUCAAUAUGAACUCCGAAAUAGACGAGAUUGCUAAUCGCUUGCAAGACAUAUUUGACCGGAAAGAGAAACUCGGUUUGAAAUAUAUUGAGCAAACCUCUACGUCAACAUCGUCAUCAAAAAGGACACCAAGUUCGCCUGUGUUGGAUGGAUCUGUGGUUGGGAGAGAUGAAGACGCAGGAAAGAUUGUGGAAUUGUUGUCCAGAAAUCCUGAUCCUUCUUCUCCCACAAAUUAUCAAGUUGUUGCCAUUGUUGGUAUGGGUGGACUCGGCAAGACAACGCUUGCGGGACGUGUCUUCAAUGAUGUAGUUGCAAUGAAACAGUUUAGUCUCAAGAUCUGGGUUUCAGUAUCCGAUAACUUUGAUCUUCAAACGGUGACGAGAGCUAUUUUUAGGGAAGUUACAUCUCGGCCUUGUGAUAUGGAUGAGUUCAGUCGACUUCAACAUAAUCUGAGCAAGGAGAUCGAUGGUAAAAAGUUUUUGAUUGUUUUAGAUGAUGUCUGGAGCACAUGUGAUUAUGAUUUAUGGAGAAGCCUGCAAGCUCCCCUCCGUGGCGGAGCCAAGGGAAGUAAGAUAAUGGUGACAACACGUGACGAAAAAGUUGCAAUAUUGAUGGGAGCCCCAGCCGGUGAUGUUUAUCAUUUAAAGACUCUAUCAGAAGAAGAUUGUUUGCAAGUAUUUGAGCAGCAUGUUAGCAAUGACAGGCCACCGAAUUUUGAGUUGCUUAAGGAGAAAAUUGUUACGAAUUGCAAUGGAUUGCCAUUGGCUGCAAAAACUCUUGGUGGUGUUUUACGUUGUGAAGAAACUGGCAAGUGGGAGGAAAUACUGAAUGACAAAUUAUGGAGUAUGUCAGACAGGAGUAAGAUACUCCCAGUACUCAGAUUGAGUUAUCAUUAUCUCCCUUCACCUUUGAAGAGGUGCUUUGCCUAUUGCUCAAUACUUCCCAAUGACUAUGAAUUUGGGAAAACCCAAUUAAUCCUUCUGUGGAUGGCAGAGGGUUUCCUUGAGCAAAGUCAGCAAACAGAAGGGACUAAAGGAAUGGAAGAUAUCGGUGACGAAUAUUUUGGGGAGCUAUUGUCUCGGUCAUUAUUUCAAACCUCGGGCAAAAACAGUUCAUGCUAUGUAAUGCAUGACCUUGUUGGUGAUUUGGCACGAUGGGCUGCUGCAGACACAUUUUGCAGAUUGGAGGAUAAACUGCAUGGUAGAUGUUCUCCAAACACUCGUCAUCUGAGUUACAUUUCUGCUAAGUUUGAUGGGGAAAAAAGAUUUGAGACAUUUUCUGAAGCAAAAGGCUUGCGGACUUUCCUACCACUUCCCGUUUCCGGUGGUUAUGAGAAUUAUCUGACUCGUUAUGCUACUUCUGAUUUAUUGCCACAAUUGAAAUACUUGCGGGUGCUCUCCUUCAGUGGCUAUAAACUGACCGAGGUGCCAAAUUCCGUAGGUAAGUUGAGACAUCUACGGUACCUUGAUCUUUCUCACACAUUAAUAACGUGUUUGCCUGAGUCAACAUGCAUGCUUUACAACUUACAGACGUUAAUAUUAGAGAAUUGUUCAAAAUUGAAGACACUACCUUCAAACAUGAGCAAUUUAUCUAAUUUACGUCAUCUCAACAAUUCAAACAUGCCUUCAUUGGAAGAAAUGCCUCCCAAAGUAAGUCGGUUCACUCAUCUGCGAACUUUGCCUAAUUUUGUGGUGGGGAAAGGUAGUGCAUCAGGGAUUGGAGAGAUACAGUCAUUGCAUCUUCGUGGGACCUUGAGUGUUGGAAGAUUGGAAAAUGUGAUUGAUGUUGGGGAUGCGAAGACGGCUCAAAUAAUGAACAAGGAAGGGCUGGAAAUCUUGCAAUUGGAAUGGAGCGGCACAAGCGAGAAGGAGUUGGAGGUGCUGUGCGGUUUAGAACCUCAUAAAAAGCUUAAGGAGCUGACCAUCAAGGGCUACAAUGGUUUCGAAUUUUCAAAAUGGAUUGGACAUCCUUCAUUCUCUGAUAUGAAGUCUGUGAAAUUGGAGAAUUGUAAAAACUGUCGAUUCUUACCUCCUCUUGGCCAAUUACCUUUCCUGAAAAAUCUUCAGAUACAAGGACUGGUCAAUGUUGAAAGUGUGGGUGCUGAGUUUUAUGGAGAGUGCAGCUUGCCUUUUCCAGUGUUGGAAGACCUGACGUUCCAGGACAUGCAAAAUUGGAAGGAGUGGCUUCCUUGCAAAAGAGAUGAAGAAAUUCGAGUUUUCCCAUGCAUGGAAAAGCUUUCCAUCCUUGGUUGCCCCAAAUUGAAAGAUUGGUUGCCCAAGAGCAUGGAUUCAUUAUCAGAGCUGUAUAUUGCUGCAUGUGAAGAGUUAGUGGUUUCAAUUGCCAAUUAUAAACAUCUUCGUGGGCUGUUCAUCUGCGGUUGUAAGGUGGUGGACCGAAGUGGAGUUAAGUUUGAGCUAUUGGAGCAUAUGUGGCUUGCAAGUAUUUCAGAGUUCAGACUCGAAAUAGACGGGUUCAUCAGAGGAUUGCCAAAGCUUCAAAAUUUGCGGAUUACUGGUUGUGAAGAGUUGACAUGUUUAUGGGAGAAUGAGGAUAGAUGGCUGCAGCCUCGAAUUUCUAAUAUUAUUGGAGGCAACAUAUCUGACUCCCCCUCUCACUUUAUUCAAGAGCUAAGAGCACUCAAGGAACUUGUGCUAACUGGAUGCUCAAAUCUAAUUUCUUUUCCAGAAGUUGGUUGGCCACCUUGUCUUGAAAAUGUAAAGAUGGAGUCGUGUAAUUCUUUGACAUAUUUCGUAAGGUAUCAAGUACCGCCAAGCAUAAGAAGAAUAGAGAUAGCAAAAUGUCAAAAUUUGAAACUACUGGUGAAGGAUGCUUGGGAGCUAGAGGGUUGUCUGGAGUGGUUGGAGAUAAAAGAGUGUGCAUCUUUGACAUCCUUAUCAGGCAAAGGAGGCCGACUACCCAGAACCCUCAAAUUUGUUAGAAUAAGUGACUGUGAACGAUUGGAGUCAAUAAUCAAAACAUUCCACGAGGGCACUUGUCUUGAUGCUCUUACGAUAGAGAGGUGUGCAAAUCUCAAAUCCUUACCAGAGGGGCUAUGCCAUCUCUCCGCUCUUCGCAUGUUAUGGGUAGAGGAAUGUGGAAGUCUCGUUUCCUUCCCAAGCGGAGGGUUGCCAUCCAGCCUGAUAUGCUUGUCUAUCUGCAGUUGUGCUCAAUUGGAAGCCCUCCCCAGAGGCUAUGUGGACAACCUCAGCUCUCUUCAGAUUUUGUUGUUGAGAUGCUGGGGAGGUUUGGCAUCCAUUCUAGAAGAGGGUUUCCCACCCAACCUAAUUGAUCUGGAAAUUGGCCCUCUCUCAGAGUGCGGGCUUCACCACUUGGGCAGACUCACCUCUCUUGAAACCUUUUCUAUCUUCUGUGUAGAUCCAGAUGUGGUGUCCUUUCCGCCAAAGGAGGUGCUGCUCCCUAAAUCUCUCAUUAAACUCGACAUUGCAGGCUUCCCAAAUCUGAAGCGCCUGUCAUCAUCUUUUCAAUCACUCACCUCUCUUGAAUCCCUUUCCAUUAUGUAUUGUCCGAAGCUAGCAUCUAUUAUUCCAGAACAAGAGGAUCAUCUGCCUCUUUCACUUACACAGCUUCGCAUCCGUGAGGGCUGUCCGCUGCUCACAAAGAAAUACCAACCAGGUAAAGGACGACUCUGGCCCAAACAAAUUGCCCACAUCCCUUACGUUUAUGUUGGAGGCUGCGAUGACGAAGCCGAAGCCGAAGCCGACCGCCGGGCAUAGAUAUCAAACUAUAGAGCCGCAAGAAGUACAAGGUUGAGCAAUGGACCAGCUCAAGAUUCUUGAUCCACGCACCCUUCUAAUUCUGCAUUAAGUGCAGCAGCAAGUAAAAGGUGGAGAAAGUUGUUUGCAAUGAGAGCACCUCAAGAUUUUUGAUCUGGGCUUCUAGUUCUGGUUCAAGGUACUGUCCACUUAAGUAAUUCCAAUUACGGUGCAUUGAUAUGCAUUCUGUCAGCUUCUUCGAGCACGGUUGUGGGAACAGAGCAGGCUUCAGAACUAAAGGAGCAAAUUUUUUGAAUCCUUAGGAACAGUGUUCUUACUGUUUUGUCCCCCAUAGCUGCUGUGCUGUCUGUGUCGCGCUAUUUGGCCUGCUGUUUGCUUGCAACCGCAUCUAUCCGUCUGUUUCAGUUUUGGAGAUAUAGAUGAGGCCCUCUUUAAAAUGGUCCCAAACAAAGCUACGCUUUAUACCUGAUUUUUCAGAAGGAGCCUCACCUACAGAUGCUGCGGCUUCACUUCCAGAAGGUUGACUUGCAGCAGGUUCACUUACAACUUCAUGUUGGCUUGCAGCUUCGAGCAGUGGAGGAGAAGCCGGUGAUGUGGCUGUUGAAGAAUCCUCAAGACCAGAAGCACCUGGUCGAGGUCGAGCAGUUUUCUUCUCCCUAGCCAUCAGCUUCUUGAAGUCUUAUGUGUUUGAAGCAAGACUCGAAACCACGGCGAAGCUGACGACGGAGAAACCACUUCCCCGAGCUGACGACUGGACCAGGAAGGCAAUCUCGGUGGUGUCUCGGUGACCAGGAAGGCAGGAACUUUGGGAAAUUGGGAAUGGGUCGGUGUCUCGGUGAUGCUUAUGAGCUGAAUUGAUGGAGCCUGGAGGAGUGGAGGUGAAUUGCAGAAAUGGGAACACCCUCAGUCGGUGAAGUAGUGAAGGAAAGGUGGAGAGUGGAGACUCGCGACUUCGAGAGGAAUGAGUUUAGGGUUUAGGUCAAAAACGGAAAAACCGAUUGAAAAAUAAGGAAAAUAAAAUAAGUUUUAAUACAUCGGGACGGGUCGGGCCUUUGAGGGAUUUCUUUGAACCAAACCGAAACCCGUCCCGUUAAAACGGGACGGGAUGGGACGGGCCCAAAUAGUAAAAUUUGAAGUUUCAAAACCGUCCCGUCCCGACAGUUUUCGGUACGGGCCCGGGUCGGGUUCGGGAUUCCGGGUUGAAGUGCCCACCCCUAGAUGAGGGAUAGAAAGAGAGCGAUAGAAAGAGAGAGAUAUAGAUUAAAGCAGCCCCAGUUGAAAGUUGAAGAAUCUCUUCUUUGAAAUUUGAUAGAUUUAUCUCCCAAUUGUCCCAUCGGUUUGACCGAUUUUGAGUCCUUCAUCUUACUCUGAAGAAUUUGAAGAAGGAUAAUCACCCAGACACUCAGAUCGUUUUAACUUCAUAUGACAAAACACUGUAUCGAUUGGAGUCUUUGAAGUUAUUCACAGUCCAAGUUUUGAGGGAAACAGUGCGGAGAGUUUGAGAAUUAGUUCAGUUUGGGGCAUUUUCAAGAAGCGAAGAGACUUAGUAUUGCAAAUUUCAGAAAUGGGAAAAGGCAGGCUGUUUUGACAAUCUUACAGGGAGGGGUUUGGACAGGAAGCAAAGAGAAAAGGUUUCGAACAACAAUUUGGAGGAAGGGAAUUAGCUAUUAGACAAGUAACACUGCUUUUCUGUUUUUCCGGUUCGGGAUUUUGCUGCUUUUUCUUCAGAAGGAACAGAAGUUAUAACCUUCUCAUUGGUUUUGAUAAUUGUGAAUCUUUCUAAUUCUAGACUGCAGAUCUUUGCUGUACUUGGAUUUUCUUGAAGGCAUCAAACCAACCAUCAUUACAGUAUUACACAGAUGUGCCACUUUGAUCCAAGUGUCUAGGCCAAUCAAUCAUUCUACUUUCUGCAGCUUCUGUCUUCAAAUCGUCUGUUGCAUAUGAAAACCGGGUGCUGGAGCUGAAGGGGCCACUUGAACUCUUAAAGGGCGUUAGAGCAGAAGAAUGUACGUGCAGUUGUUCAGGAAAGCAUGAUACUACCCUCAUCUUAGCUGUAUUUAUAAUUAGUCGGUCAAAAAAUGCUAUUCAAUGCAGAAAAGCCGAAGAAUGUAUGUGCAACUGUUCAAGAGCUGGGGUACAAGACGGUCAUGCUAGCAUAAAAUCAUUGGCUGCCAGAGAGCAACGCCUGAAUACAACUUUGGCCGUGUUUUAUAGUAUCAGGCACUAAUGGGGGAGCAUAAUACCAGAGACUUCUGAUAUGUCACCAAGCAUGUUUGGUGUUUAUAAAGAUACUGAUGUUGUUUCUCAUGUUUCGUGCUCCUUAGCAGUUGUAUGUUUAAUUGAGAGUAAAAAUAGAAUAGAAAAGAGUUGACAACUUGACAACUUUGGUGCAAAGGUGACGCUCUGAGUGUAUUGUGUAAGUAAAGGUUGUCAUUGCACCAUCAAUAAUGGAUUCAAUUUUUGUGUUC
Molecule: messenger RNA, 8420 nt
Organism: Rosa chinensis
Lineage: Eukaryota; Viridiplantae; Streptophyta; Magnoliopsida; Rosales; Rosaceae
Product: putative disease resistance protein At3g14460
Exons: 17
Coding region: 1861-5952 (1363 amino acids)
Biological process (GO): defense response to other organism
Molecular function (GO): protein binding; ADP binding
Source: RefSeq, a predicted model, not a curated record